This is a messenger RNA of Angiostrongylus costaricensis, 723 nucleotides long. Lineage: Eukaryota; Metazoa; Nematoda; Chromadorea; Rhabditida; Metastrongylidae. The record is from the annotation of a GenBank genome assembly.
UUGUUUUUCUUCGAUUAUUUUCAGUGCAACUACAUUGGAUUGGUGAAAUGCUUCAUCAAUAUAUUGGAUGAAUGGGCAUGGACGUUAUACGAGCUAAAAGACAAUGUUGUCACGAUCACCACUGAUCAGUGCGCUCAUCUUAAAGAGCUUGACAAAUGCAUUAAGGAUGAUCUUGAAGAGCAGCAUCAAUGUUCACAUCGUGAAGUGAUCGAGGUGUCGAAUACAGUAUCUGAUCUUCUCACCCAUAGAAAAGAUUCCGGAUCAUUUCUUAAGAGCUACUAUUUACUCACCUAUGCGUGCUCUGCCGAAGGACAAGAAAUUCUCACAAAACAUAGAGAUUGCUUGAAAUCCGAGAAAAUUGGCGAAAUGACAUUAUCAGCGGGAACAUAUUUAAGCGAGAAGUUUCUUGAUCAUGAUGAUGAUGAAGAAUUGAAUCUGAAGCUACAAGAGUACAUCAGAGCGAUGAGCAACUUAUGCAGUAAGCACGAAGCUGCACAGCUUAUGUGUAAAUCCCUAACGAACAUGUUCAAGGGUUUGCAUGUUGAUAAACUUGACAAAUGCGUUUUGGACUGCAAGAUACCCGAAGAGGAAACGGAGGAGGAAAACAAGGCAUGUUCAUCAGAUGUUCAACCAGUACAAAGUGAGCCGGAUGCGUUAGGCCCUGUUGACGGAGCGGCAGUUCUUAGCGUUUUUGCCUCAUUGCUGGCUAUUCUUAUACGAUAA